GGAAAUAAGAAAUAUUUCAAACGCAGUGAGUUAGCUAAAAAAGAAGAGGAGGCCUACUUUCAGAGAUGUGGCUACAAGCCUGUAAAUGAGAAGCCACCUGGAGAGGUACAGGAGCAAGAAGAGGAGGAGAAACCACUGACUUCAUCAAAUCCAGUGCUGGAGCUUGAACUGGCAGAAGAGAAGUUGCCAAUGACCCUUUCUAGACAGGAGGUUAUCAGGAGGUUACGAGAGAGAGGUGAGCCAAUCAGACUGUUUGGAGAAACAGAUUAUGAUGCCUUUCAACGUCUGAGGAAGAUAGAAAUUCUUGCACCUGAAGUGAACAAGGGUCUGAGAAAUGACCUGAAGGCUGCUUUGGAUAAGAUUGACCAGCAGUACCUGAAUGAAAUUGUAGGCGGCCAAGAAGCAGGAGAUGAUGACUCACAGAAUGACUUGAAAGUCCAUGAAGAGAAUACUACUAUUGAAGAACUGGAGGCUUUGGGAGAAUCCUUAGGACGGGGUGAUGAUCACUAUGAUAUGGACAUCAUAACGAAGUUCUUGAAGUUUCUUCUUGGAGUUUGGGCUAAGGAGCUGAAUGCCAGAGAAGACUACGUGAAACGGGGAGUACAGGGAAAGCUGAACAGCGCUACUCAAAAGCAGACAGAAUCGUACCUCAGGCCACUCUUCAGAAAACUUCGGAAAAGGACACUUCCUGCAGACAUCAAAGAAUCGAUAACAGAUAUUAUUAAAUUCAUGUUGCAAAGAGAAUAUGUGAAGGCGAACGAUGCCUACCUUCAGAUGGCUAUUGGAAAUGCUCCCUGGCCUAUUGGCGUCACUAUGGUUGGCAUCCAUGCUCGAACAGGUCGUGAAAAGAUUUUCUCCAAGCACGUAGCCCAUGUUCUCAAUGAUGAAACUCAGAGGAAAUAUAUACAGGGGCUGAAGAGGCUCAUGACCAUUUGCCAGAAGCACUUCCCAACAGACCCAUCGAAAUGCGUGGAGUACAAUGCGUUAUGAGGCUCCGUGGUGUCCAAGGCGUGACUCAAAUUUUGAUCUCCAAGAGCCAGAGAGGAGUGAAGAGAUGGAGUUUGUGCUUUAACACCAACAGGAACCUAGGGUGGGCUUUGUGAAAAAGCAAAAAGCAGCAGAUUUUCUCCACCUUCCUUUUUAUAAGCCCCAUUUAUGCAGAUUUCUUUUUAAAUCUAUGCUUUACGCUGAACACAUCCAAUAUACAGUGGGAGGCGGGGAGGGGGUUGAAGG
This is a messenger RNA of Balearica regulorum gibbericeps (East African grey crowned-crane), 1233 nucleotides long. NCBI's taxonomy places the organism in Eukaryota, Metazoa, Chordata, Aves, Gruiformes, Gruidae. The record is from RefSeq and is a predicted model, not a curated record.